Mustela lutreola (European mink) is the source of this 1704-nucleotide messenger RNA. It is a transcript of the gene ATP6V1G2, whose product is annotated as ATPase H+ transporting V1 subunit G2. Gene Ontology annotation, cellular component: vacuolar proton-transporting V-type ATPase complex. The transcript has 3 exons. Gene Ontology annotation, molecular function: proton-transporting ATPase activity, rotational mechanism. Gene Ontology annotation, biological process: proton transmembrane transport. The record is from RefSeq and is a predicted model, not a curated record. Lineage: Eukaryota; Metazoa; Chordata; Mammalia; Carnivora; Mustelidae. The coding region runs from base 81 to 521 and encodes 146 amino acids.
GUGUGUGUGUUGGGGGUGGGGUGGGGGAGCCAUCUGGUACCUUAGUAGCAUCCAAAACAUCAUCAGCCAUAACGACAGAAAUGGCCAGUCAGUCCCAGGGUAUCCAGCAGCUCCUGCAAGCCGAGAAGCGGGCGGCUGAGAAGGUGGCAGAUGCCAGAAAGAGGAAGGCCCGGCGUCUGAAGCAGGCAAAGGAGGAGGCACAGAUGGAGGUGGAGCAGUACCGUAGAGAGCGGGAGCAGGAAUUUCAGAGCAAGCAGCAGGCGGAUCUUCUCCACCUGCCUGGACCCUUCUUUCUCUGUUUCUGCUUUUGCCUUUCUCUCUUCUAUCCCUUUCCCAACCCCCCCCAGGCCAUGGGCUCCCAGGGGAACCUGUCGGCUGAGGUGGAACAGGCUACAAGACGCCAGGUGCAGGGCAUGCAGAGCUCUCAGCAGAGAAACCGAGAACGCGUCCUGGCCCAACUUCUUGGCAUGGUUUGCGACGUCAGGCCCCAGGUCCAUCCCAACUACCGGAUUGCUGUCUAGGAUCCACUGUAGGGCAUGCCUGUUCCCUUCCAUUUCCCUUUCUCAAAGAAAUCCCCCAAUCAAAAUUACCUCCCACCAUCUUCGCUGCUUAUUUCCCACUUUCUCUCCAUUCCCUGGAAAUUCUAGGGGCAAGAUCCAAUAAUUCUGUGACAUUUAGAAGUUAUCCUGUUCAGAGCUGAAUCUCCUUAUUGUUCUUUAACCUUCACUGGGACCUUGUAAACUCCCAAGUCACCCUCACCCAACUCCUCUUAAAAUUUGUAGUGUGGAAAAUUCAGGAUGUGGAAAACACUUUGGUUUCAGAGCCUGGGACACUGAGGUCCCUUUCCCAACCCUGCCACUUGCUGGGACAGGACAAGCUACUUAACCUGUAGUCCAGUGUCCUCCUCUACAGGACUGAAAUAAUGAUGAUGACGAUGACGGCAACGACGUUACCUACCUUAUAGGGUUGCUGCAAUGAUUAGGGAUCACUCUGUUAAAAGCCUCGCAUGGUUUUUGGCAUACAGUAGCUGUGAUUCAAUAAAUGGCUGCUUUAUGGCAUUAUUACUAUUCCCUGCCCACCUGCCAAAACCUAAACACAGCUGCUUCCUCUUAUUUGUCCAUGGCUUUCUUUCUUUCUUUUUUUUUUUUUUUUAAAGAUUUUAUUUAUUUAUUUGACAGAGAGAGAUCAAGUAGGCAGAGAGGCAGGCAGAGAGAGAGGAGGAAGCAGGCUCCCUGCUUAGCGGAGAGCCCGAUGUGGGACUCGAUCCCAGGACCCUGAGAUCAUGACCUGAGCCGAAGGCAGCGGCUUAACCCACUGAGCCACCCAGGCGCCCUGUCCAUGGCUUUCUAAUUCUACUUAUUCAUUCUGUGAAUCUAAUAAUUCUCUGAAGAAUUAGUUCUUCCUGCUUCUUUCCCCCCAGAGCUUUAUGAUCCCUGAAAAGUAAUGAACACCUUACUUAGCCUCUCUACUGUGAUUCCAGGAAGAUGUUGAAUUUCUUUGUCUUUUUGUCUCUAAGUUAUGUUAUGUCUUUAUUGGAUUUCCCCUUUUCCGAUUUCCCCAAAGACCCAUCAGAUGCUCACUGCUUCCUGAGACCUAAAGUGUUGCUAUGCUCCCUUGUAUGCAUGGCUUUCCUUUCUGCAUUCUCAAUAUCCUUCCCUUUGUAACAAUGCAAAAGUGUCAAUAAAGGAACUAUGGGCAAAUCAA